AUGAACCCCAACAAUACCUUCACCUGCACUGUCUACUUCUACAAUGGAACGCAAACCAACAAUGUCAGACACAGCAUAAAAGGCCAAAAAGCUCAUAGAGUAAAUCUGAGGUCAUUGAACACGUUUGGCUUUGGCUACAUCCUGUUCCUCUCCAAGAGUGUGCUGUAUGCUCUGAUUAUGGCCGUUCUGGAGCAGCCUCUGAAGCAGCGCCUCAAGAAGAAGCUUCAGAGGUUUGAUGAGAAGCGAGAGGAAUGGGUGGUUGGUCGUAAGAAAAACCACAACACUGCAUCCAUCAAGGAUGAAGCCAAUAUCAUGAGUUGUUUUUUGCUUGUAAUGUAUGAGCCUUUCCUGUUUGCACAUAAAGCUAAACUCACCAUUAGGUUAAAAAUCCUGAAUGGCAAAACUCCAUGCCAUUGGCUACAAACCAGUUCUGCUACUAGGAAAGGAGAACAAAAAAAAGAAAUUAAGUGUGAAAUAUUAACGCCUCGCUGCACACUCUCCACCUUUGCCCAGGACUACCUACAGAAGAUAGGUUCAUUUUAUGAAUACCUUUGUGAAGGAUGGACCCAGGAUUCCAGUGGCAAUGAGGAUCAGCUGAUUACUCUGCAGCUCACACCCUGCGAGGCGGAAUCCACGGAGGGGCAAGUGGAGCAGGUGGAAUCCACGGAGGGGCAAGUGGAGCAGGCGGAAUCCACAGAGGGGCAAGUGGAGCAGGCUGAAUCCACGGAGGGGCAAGUGGAGCAGGCUGAAUCCACGGAGGGGCAAGUGGAGCAGGCUGAAUCCACGGAGGGGCAAGUGGAGCAGGUGGAAUCCACGGAGGGGCAAGUGGAGCAGGCGGAAUCCACAGAGGGGCAAGUGGAGCAGGCUGAAUCCACGGAGGGGCAAGUGGAGCAGGCUGAAUCCACGGAGGGGCAAGUGGAGCAGGCUGAAUCCACGGAGGGGCAAGUGGAGCAGGCGGAAUCCACGGAGGGGCAAGUGGAGCAGGCGGAAUCCACGGAGGGGCAAGAUGUCUUCACAGGGUCAGCCAGGGGCACAGUCUCAAAGCGAAAAAAAAAAGUCAGGGGGACCAAGGCAUAUGCCUGAAAGGAAAAGGCACCAAAAGAGGCAAAGCAGAAAUGCUGGUUGACUGGGAGUCCUGUCCAGUAUGUGGUGAGCAGUGGGCCCAGUCCUGGCAGCCAAAGGAUUCACUCCAAAAUAAUGAAAAUAAAUAAAAUGUAUAUUUAUAACUCCAUUUUGGUUUCAGGCUAUUUAUUAAAUUGUUUCUGUGCUGCAUUUGAAGUCAUAUCUCAUCUUUCUGUAGUAUUGAAAAGGGGAACAUCUCCAAGAAUAUGACCUGGAAUUUAAUCUCGAAAGGGAAUGUACUAGAAAUGUACUUAAUCCAACUGAUUUUUCUAUUUCAGAUGUUAUUCAAAAGCAUGUUUCAUAUUUCAUGAUUAUAAAUUGCACUGUUUUCUGUGCUUUUCAAGUUCACUUAACCUCACAGUCCACUGUUAAGAAAUACAGCCUUAUGGCUUGUUUGACAUGAAGCUAAAAUAUGAAGUUCAACAAAUAAGACUGUCCUUCUUUAUACUCGCACAUUAUAUCAUAUCUUUUACAUUGUGUCUCUCUCACUCUCUUCUACUCCAAACUCAUCAGCUGACUGGGUGUUUUAUGUCUUAAACCAAAUGUAUUUUCAUCUCAACCCUCUUGAGCCAAUCGUGUCAUACAGUAGGUCCCUCCACUGUGCUCAUCAGGAGAAGAGCUCCACAUUCAUCUAGAUCUCAGCAUUGCUACUCACCCCUUCACCACCACCAGUGUCGGCUCCAUGUAGGGGAUAUCCCUUUUCAUAUCAUGCAUUUCUCUUAAAAGAAUGAUGUCUUGAUGUGGUCCAAUUGCCAAAGACUAUAUAGUUUCAAUUUGUUAUGCACCUUGUCAAUAAAUUUGUUUGA
This is a messenger RNA of Xyrauchen texanus (razorback sucker), 1928 nucleotides long. RefSeq lists its product as uncharacterized. Lineage: Eukaryota; Metazoa; Chordata; Actinopteri; Cypriniformes; Catostomidae. Bases 1 to 1083 code for a protein of 360 amino acids. The record is from RefSeq and is a predicted model, not a curated record. The transcript has 11 exons.